AUGUCCAAGAAACGCAUUGUGUAUCAACCUACGGAUGUAGUCCUGGCUAAGGUCAAAGGAUUCCCUGCAUGGCCCGCCAUGAUUGUUCCCGAGGAGCUUAUACCUGGAAAUGUGCUCAAAGAGAGGCUGGGAAAACCGACUGUGGACGAAAUAGAGGAUGAAAACAACCCGGACAACUACGUGGUGUACAACGAUCACUUGAAGUUUCGUAAAAACUUCAAACCCCAUACGUCGUACUGCAUCAAGUUCUUCUGCGAUGACUCCUACAUUUGGCUCAAACCUGUGGAUUUCAAGCCUUUAUCCGCAGAACAAUGCACCAAUUGGCUACAAAAUUCCAAAAAGCAGACCAAGAAACUAAUACCAGCAUAUGAAAUGGCCGCUAAGGGCCCUCAGGGAAUCGAUGUAUGGGAAUUCAUCGAAUAUGGAAGUCAGGGAAAACCAGAGGAGGAAGAGUACGUUGACGAAGAACCGGAGGAAAAGUCGCAAAACGAAGACAACGAAGAAGAAGAAGAGUUGUUGAGUGAGCCAUUGAGUGCUGUAUCGGAAUCCGAUUACGAUGAGGGAGAUAAGGUACGCAAGGGCAGUCGUUCUAGUAAACGGCAAGCCAAAGCAAAGGCCAAAGAUGUCGCAAAAGGUCGUAAGACACGCAAACGUCGCGCUAUCUACGAUGAAGAUGAUAAUGCACAAGAUUUACUUCAAGAAUUGCAGGAGGAGCCUAAAUCAGCUUCACGAUCCAAAAAAAAGAGACCUUCUUUGAAGGUAAAAAUCGAAGUUCAAAAGUACAAGUUCGAAGAUGAUGAAAAUUGGUCUAUAGUGGGGCUGGGCCCUCAGGAACUUUCGUUAUCCACUUCUAACUCCAUCGUGAACAAGCUCUCGCAAAAGAAAAAUCUGGAAGUGCAUAACGAAAUCAAAGCAGAUCUGAUAGACAAACUUGGUUUCGUCAAUAGGCUGAUGAGCGAGUUGGUAUUCAAAAACUCCGAUGAAGACGAUCAUGAAGAGUAUCUUAUGCUCAUCGAUGAACUCGAACAGUGCUCGGCACUGCGAGGCUCUCAGGACGAAUUGGUAACGGUCUUUUUAUCCGAUCAGGAGCUCGUCAUCAAUUUGAAUGCGUUGUUCAAUUUGAAACAAAGCUUUCUUCGCGAAGCUCGACUUUACGAUAGACUACAGGAAUGGUUUACAAGCAUUUUCGGAUCUCCGUUCGUUGUGGGUCCCGACGCUUGGACCACCGACACGAUGGAUGGAAAAGCAGAGCAUGAUUCACAAAUGAAAGAAAACGAGACAGUUUUAAAUGGCAUAGAACAAGCAGCGGCUUCCUAA
Messenger RNA from Lachancea sp. 'fantastica', 1317 nucleotides. The record is from the annotation of a GenBank genome assembly. Lineage: Eukaryota; Fungi; Ascomycota; Saccharomycetes; Saccharomycetales; Saccharomycetaceae.